Messenger RNA from Podarcis raffonei (Aeolian wall lizard), 2548 nucleotides. It is a transcript of the gene RAI2, whose product is annotated as retinoic acid induced 2. NCBI's taxonomy places the organism in Eukaryota, Metazoa, Chordata, Lepidosauria, Squamata, Lacertidae. The record is from RefSeq and is a predicted model, not a curated record. The transcript is spliced from 2 exons. Gene Ontology annotation, cellular component: nucleus. Gene Ontology annotation, biological process: animal organ development. Bases 452 to 2119 code for a protein of 555 amino acids.
UGUGUGAGGGAGGGAGACGGAGAGAUACCAGGGAUACUCAGACACCAGACAGCCGCCGCCGCAGCAGCAGCAGCAGCGACAGGGAGGGCAGGGCGCGCGUUGAAGCGGCACGUAGAGCGGCUCGCCCUCGUUGUCAGCCGGGCAGAGCCUGACAGUCUCGUUGCGAGGACGUUAUUUAAAAAAGGGGGGUUGUGGGGGGUGGGAGAAAGAGAGGAGAAGCCUUGGCCAGCUGAAACAGCGAACAGGGAGGCGAGGAGGCUGCCUCGCGUCUUCCCAGCCUCCCACCCAGCCUGUCCGCCCGGUCCAUGGAGCCCAGCUAAGGCAGCGCUGGCAAAGAGGACAGCGAGGCCAGUAGUGUUGAUGUGGAUGUUUUGGGCUGCCCAGAGAUUAAUUGGAUGCCCGUGACAGCUAUGUAAACUACAGUUCUGCAAAGCCUCGGAAACCCUGCAAAAUGGAGGAACUAUAUAAGGACACGCAAAACCUGCCUAUGGAUGUUACCACCUCACCCUCAGCUAUGGCAAACAACAAGCUAGAGAAUGGAGUUGCCCAGCUGAUAACGGCAGAAGCCUGGAAUAUCAAUUCAGCAGACUUGAUGAAGAAAGCACUUUCGCCGCUGGUGACUGUCCCCGCUCCAUCAAUAUUGACACCGCCAGCAGAAUCCCAAAGUGGGGUCGCUCUCAAGGUAGCUGCCACAGUGCUUCAGCCCAUUUGCUUAGGAGACAGCCCCGUGGUUCUCCCAAUACAUCUCCAAGUAGCAGGAAGCACAGCCCCUCAGAUUGCUCCGAAUGGCAACACUCCCUACGUCAUGACCACUCAAGGCCCAGUGCCACUGCCUGUCCUCUUAGAGCAACACGUGUUCCAGCAUUUAAACUCCCCACUGGUGUUACCGCAGAGUUCUCCCUGUGCAGCCAACUCCAUUCACAGCAACCUCUUUCAGGGCUCUUCUGCUCCGUUGGGACAGCCGCAACUGUUGGAUCAGAAACCAUCAAAUACAGCUCAGGAGUCUGUCUUGCCUCCUGUGUUUCAGACACCAGGAUUUGCUGCCGUUUUGCAGGAUCUCUUUCCCACACAAGGCGCCUUAGGUCCUUCGCCCUAUCAGCCACCUCCAGACUGCUCUUCUGUCCCCCCACCACAGCCCUUCAGCUCCCCGUUAUCUCCCCUGGUUCCGCCAGCCACACUCUUGGUACCGUACCCUGUGAUCGUUCCUCUGCCAGUCCCAGUUCCUAUUCCGAUCCCCAUUCCCAUCCCCGUGCCCCACGGUGCUGAGUCUAAGGCCAACAUGGACUGCCCGAAACCAGCUGCUUCAUUCGUCUUGCAUUCCUGCAAAGGCACCCAGACUCCCUUAGAGAAAGAAGAAACCAAACCAUUCGAUUUCAUCCACCACAGAGAGCUUUCCCAGCUGAACCGGCACACUGUCAUCAAGAUGAGUAAUGAGAAUGAGGUCCUCGAUCUGUCCAUGAAAACAGCCCCUUUGCUUAAGGAAGGCGAGGACAAUUCCCAGCUCUCACUGGAGGGCGGCGCUUUGGACCUCUCGAUUACUUCCUGUCGGAAGGCUAGCAGCACCGAAGCAAGCAAUAACGGCACCCGAUCUGGAUCCGCGAUGGAUGGCGCUUCUCAUUCUGCAGCGGAUAAGCUUUCCGGUGCGGCUUUGCCCUUUGCUCCUUCCAAACUGCACGAGGCUCCGGGAAAGGUGGAAAGCAGAGUGAUCAGUAGCGGCUCGUCUGAACUCCUGAGACAGCAGCCCAAAUGGCUGGUGGACCAGACCAGUAUAGCACCCUGCGAGCCGCCCACUGGCAAUAACAUUGAGAUUGUGAGCACGUCACAGACGGCCAAAGUGAUUGUCUCUGUCAAAGAUGCGGUGCCUACCAUUUUCUGCGGCAAGAUAAAGGGCCUCUCGGGGGUUUCGACGAAAAACUUUUCCUUCAAAAGGGACAUGCCCCAGGACUCGGUGUUGCAGUGUUAUGACGUGAAGAACCAGCCGGAAGCCCGGGAUAAUGCAGAGGCCCUUAGGAAACCUAUAAAAAACAGGAGUGUCAAGUUAAAGAAAAUGAGCUCGCAGGAAAUACACAUUCUCCCAAUCAAAAAGCAGCGGCUCGCGGCCUUUUUUCCAAGAAAGUAAUUUAUGAGGUUUUAGAAUGUUUUAAGGUAUAAUUAUUAUAAAUAAAGAGAUGCACUUCAUUUUUAAUUGCAUUAAAAUGUUAAGCUAUCCUUUAAGUUAUUUUGAGGCAGAGGACUGUGGAGUGGGGAGGGGAAGGGAAGGGGGUGGAGCAGCUUGGGUGGGGGGAAGACAGCUGGAGAGAACUGGCUACGUCUUCCCUGUACAAUGGGCCCCCUCCCACCUGGUUGCGUUCUAAAAUUUUCAUGAAAACUAAAUAAAAAGCAGCAUAUUUUUCAAGUGGAUUGCACCUUUGCAGCUUUAAUGGGAUACAGUGGGUGAAUGAGCCAGAGGGGUAAGAGCUAUUUUCACUGCCAUGAAGUGCUUUGAUGAUGUAAUUCUGAACAAUGGUGGGUAGAAUGGAACUUUCGGAAUAAAUAUUUGUAUGUGCUA